CGCCCGGGUGGCCCCGCGCACCAUGGGGAACAAGCAGACCAUCUUCACCGAGGAGCAGCUGGACAACUACCAGGACUGUACAUUCUUCAAUAAGAAAGACAUCCUCAAGCUCCACGCGCGGUUCUAUGAGCUGGCCCCAAACCUUGUCCCCAUGGACUACAGGAAGAGCCCCAUCGUCCACGUGCCCAUGAGCCUCAUCAUCCAGAUGCCGGAGCUCCGGGAGAAUCCCUUCAAGGAAAGGAUUGUGGAGUCUUUCUCUGAGGAUGGCGAGGGGAACCUCACCUUCGAUGACUUUGUGGACAUGUUCUCUGUGCUCUGCGAGUCGGCUCCCCGGGACCUCAAGGCCAACUAUGCCUUCAAGAUCUACGACUUCAACACCGACAACUUCAUCUGCAAGGAGGACCUGGAGAUGACGCUGGCCCGGCUCACCAAGUCGGAGCUCGAGGAGGACGAGGUGGUGCUGGUGUGUGACAAGGUCAUCGAGGAGGCCGACCUGGAUGGCGACGGCAAGCUGGGCUUCUCCGACUUCGAGGACAUGAUCGCCAAGGCCCCCGACUUCCUCAGCACCUUCCACGUCCGGAUCUGAGGACACGGCCGGGGUCUCGGGCCCUGAAGCCCACCAUCCACCUCUGCUGUCUACACAGUUUUGCCCUCCAAGCUUCCAGGACAGGAGCUGUGGCCGCCCGGGUUUACACCCGCGAACAUUUCCUUGGCCCUUUCAGCAAAAAAUCCUUAACCAGGGAAGGAGGGGACUUGAGGAGCAGGGCCCUUCCCAGGCCCCCUGUGGCUCAGCCCCAGGACCCACAGCCCCUCACAGACCUUCCCUCUGUCCCCUGACCUCCCCUGUACCCGGUCCUCUCCCAAUCAGAAAUGCCCCCUGGGAGGGGAAGGGUACUGACUUGUCCAAGUGCCGGAGACACACCCUGGUCGCCCAGGGGCAAAGGGAGCAAAAGAGGACAAGAUUUAAUGAACUAUGCACCCUGCCUCCAGCCCCCAGCUGUGCUGCAGCCCCCCCAC
Miniopterus natalensis is the source of this 1017-nucleotide messenger RNA. RefSeq names its product calcium and integrin binding family member 2 (gene CIB2). Gene Ontology annotation, biological process: calcium ion homeostasis. Gene Ontology annotation, cellular component: cytoplasm; cell periphery; stereocilium. NCBI's taxonomy places the organism in Eukaryota, Metazoa, Chordata, Mammalia, Chiroptera, Miniopteridae. The record is from RefSeq and is a predicted model, not a curated record. Gene Ontology annotation, molecular function: calcium ion binding; magnesium ion binding.